AUGAAGUACACGACCGCCAUCCUCGCCCUCGCCGUCGGCGCCCUCGCCCUUCCUCAGGAAGCCUCCACCAUCACUAGCGCCCCAGUCUCCGCCGCCAGCGUCACCUUCACCCCCCAGCAGUCCUGCGCCAUGCAGUGCGAUCCCGCGGACGUGACCUGCCGCGCCCAGUGCUUCGGCGUCGCCCGUCCUAAUACCUCGCAGGUCCUCGAGACCAACGAGUGCGCCUCCAAGUGUGACCAGGGCAGCGGAAGCCCCGAGGACACAAAGAAGUAUGGCGAGUGCUUGCUGGAUUGCUAUGCCAAGUACUUCCCCAGCACCCAGACGCUCACGCCGGGUGGGAACGGGAAUGCUGCGCCCACGACUACGGGCACUGGAGCGAACACGCCCACCGGCACCAACGGUCAGCCCACUGGCUCCGGAUCUGCCGCCGGUUCUAAGCCAACUGGAGCGGCCAACGUCAACGGCGUCCAGCUUGCUGGUGUGGGCUUCGCCGGCUUCGCCGGCUUUGUCAUGGCUCUUUUCGCUCUGUAA
Molecule: messenger RNA, 531 nt
Organism: Westerdykella ornata
Lineage: Eukaryota; Fungi; Ascomycota; Dothideomycetes; Pleosporales; Sporormiaceae
Exons: 2
Coding region: 1-531 (176 amino acids)
Source: RefSeq, a predicted model, not a curated record